Penaeus vannamei (Pacific white shrimp) is the source of this 9948-nucleotide messenger RNA. NCBI's taxonomy places the organism in Eukaryota, Metazoa, Arthropoda, Malacostraca, Decapoda, Penaeidae. The record is from RefSeq and is a predicted model, not a curated record.
AGACAGCUGAUGAUGCAGGUGUAAACAUUGGAAUAUGAGGGCGUCAAGCAAAGGAACAUCGCAAAUAUAGUUAUUUCAGAUGUGAUCAGCUGUAAUGUGAAAAGGUUUACGGACAUUAAACACAUUGUUUUCAUGGAGUCUAAGAUGAACCGAAGCACAGUGCAGGAGGCCAAGCUGGUGCAGUGGGUUAAUAAAUAUGUAUUAACAUCUUGUAUGAGUGGCUUAAGUUUGGAAGAAUAUGAUUUGCUCGGAGACUCAAAGUACCGCGCCUAUGUGGCCGCGGUGGACAAGACGCUUCGCAACUUUGAAAAUACUAGUGAAUGGGCUGAUCUCAUUUCCACUCUGGGAAAACUUAAUAAAGUCUUACUAUCCCACAUGAAAUAUCCUGUGGUUCCUCGUAGAAUAACGAUAAGCAAACGAUUAGCGCAAUGCAUGCACCCGGCUCUACCAUCGGGGGUCCAUCUGAAAGCCUUAGAAACAUAUGAUAUUAUAUUCAAGUGUAUGGGAACCAACAGGCUCUCACAAGAACUCUUCAUAUACAGUGCAGGCUUAUUUCCAUUAUUUAGCAGUGCUGCAAUGAAUGUAAGAUCAGCCCUGUUAACAGUUUAUGAAACUCACUUUGUCCCGUUGGGCCCAAGACUACGACCAGGACUCAAUGGUUUCCUGUCAGGAAUUCUGGCUGGUUUGGAAGAAGGUUCUGAUCAUCUAGAAAGGACAUCACAGCUGCUAACAAGAGUUGCUGAAGGAGUGGGACAAGCAGAAUUCUUUGGCUGCUUGUGGGACUGUGUUUGGGGAAACUCAGGAGUGAGACUUCCUGCCAUCACCCAUAUUACAUCAUGCUAUAAUAAGAAAUUGUCCACAGAAGAUCAAUUGUAUAUCCUUGGCACAAAUAUUGAUGUUAUGGUCUCAGCAUUGUGUCAAGCAAUGGAAGAUAGUAGUGUCUUGGUGCAGAGAGCAGCUCUUGACCUGACUUUAGCUGCCCUACCCAUGCAUAAUACGCAACUGUUACGGCCAGAUCUGGUCAGAAUUGUCACUUCUGCCAUUUUAGUGUUACUGAGAAGAGAUAUGUCCCUGAACAGGAGGUUGUAUGCAUGGCUGCUUGGAUCUGAAAUCAACCUCUCACUCUUGUCUUCCGAACAUCCUGUUGUAAAGCGCCUCAACAGCGCUGUGAGUGACAGUAACACUGAAGAUGGAACCGAGGUCAAUGCAUAUUUUGAAACAUUCUCAAGACCCCUUUUAGUGGAAGGGGUUGUGUCUUGUUUGCAAGCCAGCCAGGGAACCAAUCCACCUGAUUUACGACCAUAUAGACUAAUAGUCUCACUGCUGGAUAAGCCAGAAAUUGGGCCUUUCAUUCUGGAUGACAUAUUUCUUGAUCUUUUAAGGUGCUUGUACCAUACCUGCCAAGUGCUUCAAGCCUCAAAUAACACCCCAUCAGAACCUAGUAGCAGAAGACAAAGCACAACAGACAAGCAGACCCCACCACCUCCUUCUCGCUCACCAGAUGGCUCCAAACCAGUAAUUGAGGGAAACAGGGGACUUCAUGAAGUUACUAAAACUGCCACUCUCCUGUUUAGUGCCCUACAACCAUCAUACCCUUGGAUGCAUCUCACAGGUUUACUUAGCAUGGCAUGUCAAGCCAAAGCUAGUCAGAUGGAUGGGGGUGAGAAAAAAGAUGAUGGCAAACUUGUUUUAGAUGUGGGUAGUUCAGUCAUGACAGUUUGCGAGAUUUGCACUCUGCUGCAACAUCUGUUGACAUCUCUUCCUCAUGAUACUCAGCAACAGACUCAAGCUUCAAGGCUCCCAGAGGUUUUGUCUACAGUUACCUCCCUUCUGACUGAACAUCUCAGCACUUUGACUGCUAAAGAACUCUCUGCAGGACUUUCUCUCUCUCAGGCAAUCUUACACAAACUCAUACCUUCAGUUACUUUGCCUCCAUCAGCAUCUCAGUCAAGGCCAGAUUCAAGAGCAAGCAUCACUACCUUUGCAUCCCUUCAGAUGCAUGCUCUUUCUCAAGUGUCUACUAUUCCUCGACCUCUACUAGUUCAAGAAGCUUUUGCAAGAGAGAGCCCUCCUUCAGAGUGUGGCAUUGUGCAAAUAGGAAUAGAGGCAAGUGAGGAUGAUCCAAAUAGUAUUGAAAGGAAGAAAACUGAAGACCUUUCAGUUGAUUCACUCACUGAUGAAAGUAAUAAUAAUGAGAAUUUAGUUGAUGGAGAAGCAGAAACAUCAUUUAUCUCAGUAGUCUCAAAUUCAUCAAUGGAGGACUCUGAGAGAUUGAAAGGAGAAGCUGAAGGUGAAAAUAAAGAAAAACAAGACAGUUCUGUAGAAAAGGAGAAUGAAAUGACUACCACAAAUGCAAUUAAACCUGAAAUAAGUGAGGACUUGUUUGAAAUUGACCAAGAUGGAGAAAUAGUAAACAGUAGUGAGGAUAAGCAUGCCAAUUUGGAGGAAGUCCCAAGUGAUUCAGGAGUUGACAUGGAAGAAAUACCCUCACAACCCACAGAGCUUGCACGAUUUUUAAUAUCACAAGAAGCAAGUGAGGAUGAGUAUGAAAGUGCACCUCAGAGUCCUAGUCAUCAGGGCUCAAUGCCAUUAUAUAAUUAUGUUAAAGUAUUUGAAAAAUUCUUCUUGCAGUUUAUCCAGAAAAAAAUUAUUCUAGAAAAUUCAAAUCUAGCUGAUUUUCAGAGUGCUCUCAGUAGAUCAGGAAAUUUGCAAAUGGACAGUCUAUCAGAACUGAAUUAUUUGUUGAGAGAAUGUCUGCAGUGCUGUGAAAAUAAAGUAGAAUCCACACAGUCUUCUCCAGUCAAAAGUAAAGGAAAGAAGGUACAGUCAUCCCCCUGGUCAUCUCCCUCAAGAGUAUCUACAUCCUCUUCAGGCUUUUCACAGAGUCAGAGAGAAAUUACCGACUUCACUUCUGUCCUGCAGUUGCACCACAAAGCAGAUGAACAAUUUGAAGUCUUCAAGGCAGCUUGUAGCAUAUUGGUUGACUUGUCUUCACUUCCUACAACUCCUGGACUCCCUCUGAACAGGCCAAGUAAUCAGAUUCCUCACUGGUUUGUUGGGCUCAUAGCAUGUGUCAUCAAUGGGAGUCAAGUCUCUCCUCGCUUUGUCAUGGCAUCUGUGUCUACUCUGCUGGAGUUGGUGAUGUUGGCGCAGUCUGAGCUAUCCGUAUGGAGGAGUGAGCAUGAACUUGGGUGCAAAGGAGGACCUGGGGUUGUGUCAGUUAAUAUAAUCCCUCUACUCCUACCAACGCAUACCCAUAUCCUCCUUCAUCAUACUACAGUUUAUCAACACAUGGCAAGACAGCUUUGGAGUCAUUUGAGGCCAUCAAUGAGUCACCUCCAUGUAGGUAGCACAGAGCUUCUCCUCCAGCUACACAACUUGACUCUUCCUCGCAGCCCAAGUGUAACACUGACAUCUGCUCCGCCUCAGUCCCCUAUGUCAGUUGUGGAGAGGGAGAUUCUUGCCACUCUCACUUAUACAUUGCAGGUACCUGUGACUGAUGAGAAGGAGAGUGGGGUACUAUGGAGUCAUGAAGGCAUCAGGGCAGAGUAUGACAGUGUUGCCAUGCACCAGUGGAUGACGCUGUGGCAGGUAUCAAGAAACUUAUCUUCUGGUCUUGCAGGAAAUUUCCCAGGGUUUGACAGAUAUAGUACCAUGCUGUACAGAAAUCUGUGCAACAAGGUUAUGUUGAACAUCCAGACCAUUCACUCAAAAACCUUUCCAAUCAGUAGAAAUGCCGAGAGCCAGAGGUGGUGUGAAGUACAAUCCAUAGAGAUCGUCAAAGAAUUCCGUUGGUGUGUGGUGAUGAUGGGUUUGAUGGUAGUAGAAGUGGUUCAGAGAUGGUGUCAGACAGAUUUCAAGGAUCUAACCAUUGUCAUCCUUUCAGGUACGUGUAUCGAUCAUAUGCAUAAUUUCUUUGCAUUCUUAUAUCUCUUGCCUUUCUCUUAUACACUCUACGUCUCUGAUAUUGUAUAUUGGAAUAAAUAUGAUCGUGCAGAUAUACAGAGUACAGAUGACAAAUACUGCGAAUUAAGAGACACAAAACCGGAGCUCAGCUGGGAAAUAUCAACGCUGGUCAAGACCACAUUCCAUCAGCCAUGUUCAUGGAAGGAUAAUCACAAUGUGAGGCCACUAGAAACAAGCAAUCAUACUUCACUAGUUUUGACGAAUUGUGGAAUCGGCAGGGCUGUCAUCAAAGCUUUCAGAAAGUCAGGCAAAGUACAAAUGCUGUGUCCUAAGCCAAUGAGUUCCUUAACCGUAUACAACAACAAGAAACCAAAACAGGAAGUAUCUGGCAAGUUGCUAGAGUGCUGUAGUAGCAUCGCAGGUUCCUGUCUUGAGGCUACUACAUGGUUAAGACGAAACCUUACAGUCAAGACUGAUACAACAGAAAAGAAGGAUGGUAUGAAUGAUGCUUCAGCAUACAGUGUAGCAGCACUAAGUGUCCUUGCAGAAUUAUUAGCCCCUCUACUAGAUGUACUGUAUGUUAGUGAGGAGAAGGACAAGGUUGUUCCUCUGCUUACAAACAUCAUGGCUAAUGUUGUUCCAUAUCUGCGUAACCAUACGCGGUCAAACAUGCCUGCAUUUGCUGCAUGUUCUCAGCUACUGUCAUCGCUGUCGGGUUACCAGUACACUCUCCGAGCUUGGAGACGAGAUGUUAUCGAUCUUCUCCUUGACCCACAAGCAUUCAUGAUGCUUCCACCUAUACUGACAUACUGGCGGACUAUUGUAGAUUUUCUUUGCACACAUGACAAAACUGUGUUCAAGGAAUUAUUGACUCGUGUAUCCAUGUCCCAAGGAGGAUCACUAAGUCUCUUCUCUAGUAAGGAGUCAGAAUAUGAAAUUAGAGCAGGAUUGCUGAAGAGGCUGGCAUUCACCAUCUUCUGUUCAGAGACUGAUCAAUACAUGCGACACAUACCAGAUAUUCAAGAACGUUUGGCCGAAGUGACCCGGUUAGGCCAAGUGGUGCCCUCCCUCGUGGCCCAAGUGCUACUGUGCUUCCGUGUCCUUCUCCUGAGGAUGUCCCCACGUGGUGUGACCUCACUGUGGCCUGUAAUCAUAACAGAACUGGUGCAGGUGUUCCUCAUGAUGGAACAAGAACUAGCUACUGACACAGAACAGUUCAGCAAGAAAGGGGGCAGUUCACACCUGAAGCGCCUUUCUACCUUAGAUUCUUCAUGGGUUUUUAGCUCUCAGAAUGGACUAAAUGCUCACAACCAUCCUGCAUGGUUGACCUUGUACCUAGCAGCAUGUAAGCUGUUGGAUUUGAUGCUUGCCCUUCCAGCCCAGCAUCUGCCACAAUUCCAAAUGUACCGAUGGGCUUUUGUUGGACCAGUUCCAACAACUGACGUGGAAGAGAAGACUGAAGGAGCUGGUAACAUCCUACUGAAAAGUUGUGAUUUUGUCCCUCAUAUUGCAAGAAUUGCAAAACUUAUGGCAGAUAAGCCUGGAAGUGGAAAGAAUAAAAUGCUGGAACACCGUCCUGGGGAACUGCUGCUGAAGAUGUCCAGUAUAUCAACCCUUCUAGAUCUGCAGCCCUUCUUCAACACCCUCACAUCACCAUCAUUCACACCGGCAGCAGCCACAAUCGGACAAUCUCCCCCAGGGAUCCUUUCAUCAUUCCCCUCCUCCACAUCCUUGCCUAGUUCAGGGCCUUCAUCUGUCUCAGGCACUUCAGCCACCCCCAACUCCAGCCUAGCACACAUAGAGGCUGUCAUUGAGCGAGAUUUCCUGGAACCCCUUCCUUCGUAGGCUUUUUCCUAGGAUGUCUUAUUCUGAAUUAGUAUGUGGUGUUGCUGUAUGUCUUUGUAUAAAUACUUGUCUGGUCACUAUGUUAUCUUUUGUUUGCUUUUUUUAUGCCAGUUAAGUGAACUCACAAAAAACAAUAGAUAUAAUAUUUGUACAUGAAAUUUGUUAUUGUUUGAUUUUUGAAUAGCAAAAUCCCAUAGAUGAUGUUAUUAUGUAUCAAAGUUAUGUUCUAAAGAAAAGCAUAUAUUAGAGACUGGCUCAAUAUUACAUCCAAAUUUUAUUUUAUUCUUUAGGCCUUUAUAGAUAAUUCUUGUAAGAAGAAACUAUAAUUUAAAAAAUAGUACAUGUAUAUGAUACGCACAUAUAUCUAUACAUAAUAUCUUCUCUCCUUAGGUGUCAACAUAGAAUUGCUUAUUUAUAUUCUACUAAAUAUACACAAAUGUACCCAUACAUUUCUACACAUAUCCAGUUACACAUAGAAACGUACCAGUAUAAACACCACUAAAGGCAAAAAUAUAUGCUUGUAACUGUAGUUUAAUAUUCAGAGCAAUCUGAAGAGAGCAUUGCUUGAUACAAAAUGGAUAUGUAUAAUGAUAGGAUUCCUAUCAGUUUUAACUCUUUGUAGAAUACAGUUGUUGACAUAUAAACAUAUGCUUUCAUGCAAAGAGAAAAAAUAACUAGAAAUAAAGUGCAUUCUAAAUGGCAGCAGCUAAUAUCUCAUACAUUUUAUCUGCAGAUUCUGAUGCAGAUAUGUAGGCUGAAGAAAUGGGAAAGCACAAUACAAUAACUGUCUAAACACUAUCACAUUAUGGUGAGCUCAGUUUUAAACACUGUAAAAGACUUUUUUUGUUUCUUUUAGUUGUCAUAGAAAUAAAGACAAUAAUUGUUUUCAAAGAAAUAGGCAUGACAUGUGAGAAAGGAAAUUUUAUGGAAAACAUAAUGUAGCCAUUUCUACUUGAUGUUAGUUAUGGAAUCCAUGCUGACAGUUGUCAUGCAUGAACACAGUACCUUCAUUUGCAGAGAAUGAUAAAGAAGAGGAAUGUAUAUAGACUUUGUGGAUUUCCUUUAAUAUCAGUUUGCAAAUUUUUUGUGUGAGUGUUGUCAGAAUGGGCUUACAUUUUAUUGCAUUUUUAUUUUGAGCUUGUGUUGUAUUUGGCUGUGAGCUUCAGAAAGAGACUUUUGAUGACCAGGUGCCUUAUCAAUAACUGAUUAGCUGCACAGAUGUCUUUUAGUACUAAUUGUAAGCAGUUUUUGGGAGGAUCGUUGAGAUGUGAAACUUUUUUUUCUAGGAUGUGAAUGGAAAAUCAUAGUCUGGUUUUGUGUACACAGACAUGAUUAAAAAAUAAUAUUGAAAAAUCAAGUUUUCAAAAGUUGGUUUCUUUAGAAAUAGAUAAAUCAUGACCUAGAUGUGGGUCAUAAUUCAUGUGAAUAUAGAAUAUAUUUUUCAUUUACUGGACCUUCUGUACUUACAGGAUUUACAUUUUUUUCUGCAUCUACUGUUAAGCUGAUCCACUUUCUGAUUUUAAGAAAAAGUACUUUAUUACUAUGAUGCUGACAGUAACUUCAAUUUAUAAUGUGUAACUAUUAGAUAUGAAUCAAAUAAUGGAUUGUCAUGGAAUCAGUGCAGCAUGUCAGUAAAAACUGUCACAAAUUUAUUUGAGUUGGGGGGCCUUUUAGGAUUUUUUUUCUAUAUUUUACUUAAUCCCCAGAUAAUAAUUUUUUAUGUAUGUUUAACAUGAUUUUGAAAAAGGAUCUUGUGUAUCUUCCUGGUUCACAUUAACCUUUCCUUUCUCCAAGUGGCCUUUCAUUCAUAAUACUACACCCACCAAAGGCCCAACUGUUACCCUAAAGCAGACUGAAGUUUAUUGAUGGUUGGCAUUUUUUUCUUUCUUUUUUUUCUCUUUAAAGUUCUUGUUACUGUUGGUGAGAUUUUCAAGUACUUUUGUGUGUGUGUUUCAUCCUAGUCAGCACUUGAUGAAGAGAUGUAGAUGAUAAUUUUAUUUCUUGUUUUAUUGCUCUUGAUAGUAUGAUCUUGCUUGAAAGUAUGUAUAGUAUGUACAUGCCAAAUAAUUUUCAGAUAUGCAAUAAAGUAUCUUCACAUUAAAGCUUAUUAAUGAUGUUUAUGUAAGAUGAUAGCUAUAUUCCUUGUACAUAUCAUUCCAGGAAAUGAUAUUUUCACUAGAGAUUAACAGUUAUAUCCCAAGAGAUGUACAUUUGAGUUAGGAUUGCUACUGUUCCUCAUUAUCUAUCUAAGCACUUUCAGGUUUCUUUGGUCCUAUUAUGUCUUUUUUUAGUGUAUUCUUUCUUGUACUUUAUAUGUAUCAUGUUCUUAUCCCAUAUCCUGCAAGUAGGAUUCAAUGCCAAAUCAUAUGAAAUAUUUUUUUCCUCUGCUGGUAUGGCAGAUGAAUCACCUAUAUUGAUUGGUAUUAUAGAUAUAUGAACACAAAUCUUUAAAGAUAGAAUAUUUUGUAAAAAAAAAUGUUAGGUGAGUUUUCAUUUUAACAAAUUUGGUUAUAAGCUCAUUAAAAGAUCCUCUUCCAGAGUGUGUGAUGUAAAAUGAUACAGUACUAGGGUUCCCUUGGUUAUGUCACAUAUAUGUUUAUUGUUACUGUAUUACUAGAACUCAAUAGUUUAUUUAUUCUUAAAACUACAAACAUUGAUUGUGUAAAUAUUCAUAAAUGCAGACAUGUGCAAUUUGUUACAGGUAGGACAUAGAUAUUUAAGUGCAUUAAAGGGCUUAGGUUACUGCAAUAAGGAAACUAACAUUGGGAUUAUUCUGCCUCAGGCAUAUUGUACCAGUUAGGUGAAAGUCAGAUUUUCUUUUAUACAAAAUCCAUUUUUGCUGUUUGUGCAAUAUAUAGCAAGUAUGAAACUGACUUAUGAUCUGAUAUCUUACAAAAAUUAGGUGUUUAUUAAUUUAAUUUGCUCUUUAUUAUGUAUUUAUUCUAAUUUGUAAAUAGGCAGAGGUACCAGUUUUAGAUAUGUUUGUUACGUAUAUAUAUAUAGUACCCUAUAUUCCUGGAUCUGAUUACAUGGUUAAUCUGUAAGAUAUUUCAUCAGGUAACAUACUAUUAGGUACCACAUAACAAAUUAGUGAAGAGUAUUUCACUUGCAGUGUUAGGUCUUUGCAUUUCUUGGUCAUGUAAGAAAAGUUUUGUUUGAUUUUCUACAGCCUUCAGAACUGAUUUCAUGAAUAAAUGGGAGUGCUGUUGAGAGGCUUUCAUUUUUAUUUGCCAUACAGAAUUAUUUUGUUAUGAACACUGUUCUAAAAGUGCAUCUUACAUUUUAUUGAUUUCUUAUUGUACCAUGUAAAUACACAGCAAUAGUUUCCUAUUGUUAGAUUUACUCUUACUUUUAUGUUUUACUUCUUCUCAUAUAUAAUCUUUUGAUUUGAGAUUGGUUUGUUUGAUUGUAUACAUGCCAUAGGUAUACAUAAGUCUGAUCAUACAAUGAUCAGUACAAAGUAAUCAAAGUAGAAAAAUCAGAAUGAAAAUCAUUCAAGUUGAUAGUGUAAUGUAUAAGUGAUAACAUGUAUGAUCCUUGUGAGAUGUGAAUUUAUAUCAUGUGGUUUCAUAAUUAUAAUAAUUAUGACUAAAAGGAAUCAGUUUGAUAUUUUGAAAUGCAAAGAAUGUUGACCUCCCAUUUAUUUACAGUAUUUCCAUAAACAAAAUGCCUUAGCAGUUGACUGAGCAAAAAAUGUAACCAUAAACAUUUACAUGCUUUACAUGAAUUGUUCAUUUUAUGUGUACUAUGUAUAAACAGUAUAUAUUCCUUUUUAAAAAUCUCGGGUCAAACUCACCUACACUUAUUUUUUAUCAGUAGUUAGUGUCAGUGAAGUUUUAUGUUACUGAAUGCAACACAGAUAUGAGAAUUUGAAAAUGAUUACCUGUAAAUUGGCCAUGGAAACGUCUUCUGAUCUUGCAGAGUGCAACCCUUCAAAAUUAAGAGUGUGGCUUUCUGAUAAGCGUGACUUCAAGACUUCUGUCAUAUUUUAGUAUGCAAGUUUUGUUUAUUUUAUUAUGCUAUGAUAUAUAUAUGAUACUUUUUUCUUCUUUCUAUAUAUAUAUAUAUAAAAGAAUGAUGUUUAUUCCUGCAGAAGAUUGAUGUAUGGCUAAGACUGGUGAUGGGAUAAUGUGAUAAUAAGUAUAUUUUACAUGUAUUGUCAUACAAGAAAUAAAAUGUGAUAAUGUUGAAAAUUUA